AUGUCGAAAAGACCAAUCGACAACCAAUUUGAGAGGAAUAGCAGAUUGAAAUUAUCAGUUUUUAGAUUCUCUGGUAAUUUAUUGAGAGAUUCUUCAGCUCAACUACCUCUAUACUCCAUAAAUAUUAGACAGCAUGCUAAGAAUGCACGCGUAUGUUCUUUUAGAGAAAAAGUCGAUCGAAGGCCAAUAGAUCCGCCACCGAUUAUACAAAUACACACAGAUGAAUAUGAUAAGAGCGAAUUUCAUCAAUCAACAGCCUUUUUUAUGACAGCAACCCUUAUUCAACCGUAUGGUGAUGAUUUGAAUGAAGUUUACAGCCAGAAAAACGUUCGUGCUACGGCGGGUAUCACCGUACAAACACCGACAAAGUUAAAAGAUGAGAAUGGUACAGAUGGUUCGUUUUGUAUUUGGAACCACAUUUCAGUCCGACAGGAAGGUGAAUUUAGGUUAUACUUCAGACUUUUUGAGAGGCGCGAUCUGGAUAUCGUGCAAGUUGCAAGCACUAUCUCAGAUAUUUUCGCAGUACACAGUCCAAAAAAUUUCCCUGGAAUGUCCGAAUCGAGUUAUUUAACAAAGUGUUUAGCCAGUCAAGGAGUUAGGAUAAGGGUUAGAAAGGAGAAUAAGGCUUUGAAUAAUAAGAUAAAUGAUAUAGAUACUGAUAAUAUAUCUUCUUCAUAUGUUUCCCGAUCGUCAAGCAACGUUACUGCCAAUAGCAACACUGUAUUCAAUUAUGUACAACAUCAACAUUCAUACCUACAACCCCAGGAUAUACAUCUUCCAAGGCUAUUACCCCCUAUUCAAUCGCCCCAUAGCACCCCAAUUUCACCAUCACCUCUUCAUCAGUCAUAUAUACCUUUUAGCAACUCAUCUAGCUAUACUAUCCCGCAUUCUGGAGUCCGUAGGAUAUCACAGCCUCCACGACCAUUACCACCUGAAAAGAAAAAUGAUGAGUUGAGCAGCAGGCUCAACGACAGUUUGAUUGAUAGGCUAAGUGACAGGUUAAGCUCCAGGACGUUACCAGAUCCUAUCAGUUCGCUUGGUCAUAUAAAUCAGCAACACCAGCAGCAAGAACAACGACAGAAACAAGAACAAGAACAGCAGCAACAGCAACAGAGUAAAGGCAACAUCUUCCAACUUUUAGAUGCCGCAAGGACAUUAAACGAAGAUGAAACGGAUUUGAACGUGAAUUGAGAAAUCACAAAAUCCUAUUAAAGAGCUUUUAUCAUCAUUCUUUACAUAGAACAUAUACAUACAUCAUUUCCUAUGUAAGGGAGAUUCAAU
Molecule: messenger RNA, 1281 nt
Organism: Wallemia mellicola CBS 633.66
Lineage: Eukaryota; Fungi; Basidiomycota; Wallemiomycetes; Wallemiales; Wallemiaceae
Exons: 5
Coding region: 1-1191 (396 amino acids)
Source: RefSeq, a predicted model, not a curated record